CCAAAAACCCUUUACGGGCGCCCGCCCCCCCUCCCUUCCAGCGGAUGGCCAGACUUAGAGAGAAGGCGGCGAGAGUCUCCUAAGCUCCAGAAGCGGAGCUCGCUAUUCACCAACGCGGUUUGCGCCGCCGCCGUGACGUCAAUGCCAUAGGGCGCCCGUGGGCUGUACGCCGCUGGCGCAAAGGCGUUGCUCUUUGCCUGCUGGGGAGGAGAGGGACAGAAAGAGGCUUAAAGAGACAACAGCGAGCCAUGGAGGGGCUGGGGGGGAAGAGAUCUUUGGCUCCCCACCCUUGAACAGCCUGGACGGGGGAAAAGAAGCUCAGCUUGGAAACAAAGAGUCGCCCUGGAAAGUUUGCUUUUGCGCCAUGUCGUCUUCAUCAAGGAGCAUCCGACGGGAGGUGCUGCUGACUGGAGUCCUGGCGGACCAGGCCAGAGGACAGCCGUUCCACUAGCCUAGCACAUGUGGGUGGAGACGUCUCCCCUCACACCCUCCCCUCCUACAUCUCCGGCAUCCGCCAUGGUUUAUUAACCAAGAAGAGCCCUGCUUUUUUAACUCCUCCUCCGUCUUUUCUCCCCUUCCCCUUCCCCUCCCCUGACCCCCCUCCCAGCCACUCCUCAAGUUUUGGCCGUCUUGGGAUUUGUAUGGCAGCGGUGUAACCGUGGAGAGGCCAGGGUAUCACAAACUUAUGGAUUUUGAUAAGAGAGGAGGGAAAGGGGAAAACGAGGAGAGUAGAAGAAUGUCUAAAACGGGUGGAAGCCGCAGCACUCAUGGGAGCCGAACAGCAGGGACCAACUCCGGAGUCUUAAUGGUAGGGCCGAAUUUUCGCGUUGGGAAGAAGAUCGGAUGCGGCAACUUUGGGGAACUUCGGCUAGGGAAGAACCUCUACACAAAUGAAUAUGUAGCAAUCAAGUUGGAACCUAUCAAAUCCAGAGCUCCUCAGCUGCAUUUGGAAUACCGAUUCUAUAAACAGCUUGGCAAUUCAGAAGGAAUCCCUCAGGUCUACUACUUUGGGCCAUGUGGAAAGUACAACGCCAUGGUCUUGGAGCUGCUGGGCCCAAGCCUAGAAGACCUCUUUGACUUGUGUGACCGGACAUUCACUCUCAAGACCGUUCUUAUGAUUGCCAUCCAACUGAUUACACGGAUGGAGUACGUUCACACCAAAAGCUUGAUCUACAGAGACGUAAAGCCAGAAAACUUCCUGGUGGGAAGGCCCGGAAGCAAGCGCCAGCACACCAUCCACAUAAUUGACUUUGGCCUGGCCAAAGAGUACAUUGACCCAGAGACCAAAAAGCAUAUCCCCUACCGAGAGCACAAGAGUCUGACGGGGACGGCGCGGUACAUGAGCAUCAAUACUCACCUGGGGAAAGAACAAAGCCGAAGAGAUGACCUGGAAGCCCUUGGUCACAUGUUCAUGUACUUCCUCCGGGGGAGUCUGCCCUGGCAAGGCCUCAAGGCGGACACCUUAAAAGAGCGAUACCAGAAGAUUGGUGAUACCAAGAGAGCCACGCCUGUUGAAGUGCUGUGUGAAAACUUCCCUGAGGAGAUGGCCACAUAUCUCCGCUAUGUGCGGCGUCUGGACUUCUUUGAAAAGCCAGAUUAUGACUAUCUACGGAAACUUUUCACUGACCUGUUUGACCGGAAUGGCUACGUCUUUGAUUAUGAAUACGACUGGGCUGGGAAACCUUUACCAACCCCUAUUGGCACAAUCCAGAGUGACGUACAGAUCCAGCCUCCAAACAGGGAGAAAGCACAGCAGUACAUCAAACAGCAGCAGUCACCCGAGGGGACGGAGUUAUGGGAUCCCCAGGCUGGCCAGCAGCCUGCUGAGGACACUCUAGGAGCCCCCUUGGCAGCCAGCAGGCUUGGGGGUUCCGUUCAGGUCAUGAGUUCUACCAAUGGGGAGUUGAACACGGAUGACCCCACUGCCGGCCACUCAAACGCCCCCAUCACCGCACCUGCCGAGGUUGAGGUGGCAGACGACACAAAGUGCUGCUGUUUCUUUAAGAGGAGGAAGAGGAAAACUAUCCAGCGCCACAAGUGAAAUAUUCCUGUUAGUCGAAGCCAGGAUUCUACUGGGACUGCGUUUCCCCCACCCUCCUUUGACUUCCUGGCUGAGGAUAAUGGAUCUUGGAUGGAAUAGGGAGGGGGCACUGUUUUCCCCCAGCUGCUCUCCCACUCCAGUUUUAUUGGUGGGUAGGGACACAGGCGGCUGUCCUAGCAGGCACAUGGGGGUAGGGGCUUCCCCCAUCCAUUUUUUUUUCUUUUCCCUUCUUCCCAGGAGAUGCAAAUGGAGGGGUGGGGCAGGCACUGGCAGAAAAAGUAGUUGGACUUCUUGCUCAAGUAUCCUCUCCUCUUCCUCCUGGUCCACAGAGAGAGAGAGAGAGAGAGAGAGAGAAACAGCAUUAAUAUUUAUGCAGCAGUUCUCCUUUCCUUCCAUUUGUCGGUUUAUUUGUCCUCCACCUCCUCUUUGGAGCUCCUCAAAUAGCUUUUGGAACAAAACAAAACAAAACAGAAAAUGGGAAUCAAUUCUACUUGUUUACCUUUAGAAGAAGCAAAGUGAUGAUUCUGAGAACAGCCCUGCACGUAUUUCUUCUUCUUCUCUGUUGUUUGCUUCAGUCUCUCUUAAGUUAAUUUAAAAAUGGCGUUUUUGGCCUUCAUGCCGCAGCAUCUCCCCCACCCCUACGCCUUUCCUGUCGUGGCGAUGCAAAUGGGUUUGCUUAAUUUUUUUUUUUUUUUGGGUUCUGCUUUGAGUUUUAAGGAUGUCCCCCCCCACACACCAAUGUCUCCCUGGUUUCCUUUUUUUCUUUCUUUCCCCAGUUUAUUUUCCCCAGCCCUGCCAAAUUUCCCUUUGGUGACAUCCUUUAGGGAAGCUUUGUCCCCCCAUAUCCCAAAUAACAGGAGAGGCAAAAAUAAAUGUAUCGUGCAGAGGGGAGGGAGGCUGGGGAAUUAAUUUACACACUUCCUCAUUUCUCAGUGCACUUUUUUUUGUAGCAAUACCAGCAACAUCUGUGUCUUGAAAAACGAUCCAAUUUUAGAUAUUUUUUUAAAACAAAUGUUAAUUAAGUUCUACCCACUCCCAGGUGGGAGAGAAUUAAGGGCAAAAGUCUUGGAUCUCAGGAACGGCAGCCUGCCAAACAUAAACCCCAAAGCCAACGUCCAUUGUUAAAAGAGAAACGUGGAGAUGAAGGGGACCUUUUCAUGACCAAAGUGAAACCUACAUGGACAGGAUCACUAGGUGAGAUCGUUCCAUUACGGUGGCCCUCGCAGCACCUGGGUACUUGCCAAUUUCAUUUGAAAUUAAAUAGGUGGCAGCAAACUUCUAUUUGGGUGGAGAGAAGGAGCCCCACUGACAAAGCGUUGUGCAAGGACAAUCCACUCGUUGUUUUGGUCUGUUCUUUCUCUAAAACCCAACAGCCGCCUGCAUUCCCAGCUUCCCGGUUGGGUGAUGGCUUGGAAUCGGCUCCUGCAGAACCACCGACAUGACUGUUAUUAGUACGGAAAUGGAGCAAAAGGCUUUGCAGGCCUGUUACGAAAAACAUCCAAGCCAAGCCAAAAAUCUACCUUGCCAGGGAAGAGAUGGCUUUAGAAUAAGGCCUGCGUCUCGCUUUCAUGCUUUUUAUCCCUUCGUAUUCCAUCACUAGCUUACAUGGUCUACCCCGGCCUUAGACAAAAGUUGUGCCUGGGUACGCUGCGGCCCGUAAGCCUGGAUUGAACGCACACGCUUCUCCCUUCCGGUUGACCAAGUCAAAACAAAACAGCUGGUCUGCGGCCAUCAAAGCUACCACCUGUCCGAGCUGCUUCAGCGUUGUGACAAUAGCAGUGCGGCUUCGUUACUUCUUUAGAUAUAUUUUUAUACCAAGGGAUAAGACAAUUGGCCCCGCGUUGCUCCAAAAUAUUUUGUCUUUUCACUCCGUGUGGUAAUGACUUGGCACUUGGAAUGUCGGGAUGUGGC
Messenger RNA from Ahaetulla prasina, 3952 nucleotides. It is a transcript of the gene CSNK1G2, whose product is annotated as casein kinase 1 gamma 2. Bases 686 to 2041 code for a protein of 451 amino acids. Gene Ontology annotation, molecular function: ATP binding; protein serine/threonine kinase activity. Gene Ontology annotation, biological process: endocytosis; positive regulation of canonical Wnt signaling pathway; peptidyl-serine phosphorylation. Gene Ontology annotation, cellular component: nucleus; plasma membrane; cytoplasm. The record is from RefSeq and is a predicted model, not a curated record. The transcript has 13 exons. Lineage: Eukaryota; Metazoa; Chordata; Lepidosauria; Squamata; Colubridae.